AGUGUCAAUGUCAACUAUGCCAAGCAAGCAUAUGUCACGUUUGUUUUUGAAGACUGAACGGUAUUGCUAAUGUUUACAAGCUGCUAUCGUUUAUUUAUAUUUAUAUUAAAAGUUCACUUUAGAUAUGAAUUUUAUUUCUCAAUAAAUAAUGGAAGGGGCCUACCAAGACAAAUAUUCGUUUGUCGGCGAAUGGUACGACAGCCAAGCCAGCGUAACACGACGAUAUAAUGUAUUUUAUUAUCCGUACGACGAUACCGUAGAAAUGUUUGAUUUGAAAACUCGUAAAACCUUUGUUCGAAGGGUGAAAGUAAAUGGUAUUAGUUUGGAUAAGUUUUGUAUUGGUGGUACUCUCUUAAUUUUAGGACGCCUUAUUAAAAUAGUAGAUUUCGCUUGCGAAGAUACCAGAAAAAAAUUACAAAAAGAUAUGGAAGUGACAUUUGCUAUGAUCAAACCUAUACCAACUAAUAUUGUUGGAAAAAUUGUCACGCAAUUGAAUGGUCAUGGACUACGCAUUUCUAAAAUGAAAAAAGCUCGCCUAACCGCCAAUGACAUAAGUUUUAUCUAUAGACAUAUGCUUAUGGAUCCUACAUAUGCAUUUACACUGGAUUAUUUGGAAGGGCAACUAGUGAUAGGUUUAGAGUUAGUGGGGAACAAUGCAGUGGCAGCAUGUCAGGAAUGCCUGGGCGACGAGGACCCCCUGAAGGCUGCUCCUGGUACUGUCAGAGCCCUGUAUGGAUCUGAUGCUGUGAGAAACUGUGUGUAUGCAUCAGCAACUCCAGAACAUGCUUCAGAGGACACAGGAUAUUUCUUCAGCGGGCGCCUGCGGCUCACGGCCACGCUGUCCAACUGCACGCUGUGCGUGGUGAAGCCGCACGCCGUGCGCGAGGGCAAGCUCGGCGCCGCGAUCGAGAUCAUCGCCGACGCCGGCUUCGAGGUGUCCGCUAUCAACAUGCUCAUCGUUGAGAUGGUUAACGCUGCUGAGUUCUAUGAGGUCUACAAGGGCAUCGUGCCUGAGUAUAAGGGCAUGAUGGAGGAGUUGUCGAGCGGGGCGUGUGUGGCGAUGGAGCUGCAAGCGAAGGACAAGUCCGUCAACACAGCUGUGGAGUUUCGGAAAUUGGUCGGCCCUUCCGAUCCGGAAAUCGCUCGGUUGCUUCGGCCGCACACCCUCCGCGCCAAGCUCGGCGUGACCAAGGUGCAGAACGCCGUGCACUGCAGCGACCUGCCCGAGGACGGCCUGCUCGAGGUGGAGUACUUCUUCAAGAUCCUGGACUUCUGAACAAAGACUGCCUUCACAGAUUACUACACUAAUAUAUAUGUAAAGUAAUAUUUAAAACGUGUACAGCUUAAAGAUAGAUGGCGCUGCAAUCGUUGAAAAAACAUGCCUUUGGAUAUGGCAUAUCCAUGGAAACAUAAAUCAUUAGACUACAGAUUUAUGGAACUAUUUCCUUCCAAACCCAUUGCAAUUUCACUAUAACAUUUUGCUGUCAAACUAGUAGACUAAGAGCUUGCCCCGAAAAACAGGAAAUGACAUGCAAUGAAAGCAACAAAACUUGGAGCCUAAAAAAUAACUUGUACUGUAGACUUAUAUUUAUAAUACCGCCGAUUCUAGAGCGUUAGCUAAUAUUGACUGCUGUUUCAACGAUCAUGCAGUCAGCAUUGCAAUCGUACGGAAUUAACCUGCAGACGGAUUUGGCAAAGGCACUAAAGUCUAAAAGUAGAUUAAAAUAGAGAAUCGCAAUUCUUUGUAAAUUACAGAAAAAUUCAGAACAUCGGGUAAUUCCAAAAAUGGACAGGACUGGAAUGGAAUUAUAGGUGAUUUUUGAAAAUAGGCGACAUUUGGAAGUAUUCGGAAUUACCCGAAUAUAUCAGAAAUCUUAAAAGUGUAGCGCCAUAUCACCGACUUUGCAUGUCUAUUAGUUUAGUCAUCUGUGCAACCUCAUACAAUACGCUUAUUACAGUUUACUUAAACUUUUACAAUGGCACCGAGUGAGUGAGCUGCAAUGUUUUCGUGAGUUUCUAAUGUUUAAUAACGAGAUUUUAAUUGAUUUGAGUGUCGGUAUUGUAGAUACUGGUUUUUAUUUGUGCACUGAAUGAACUGUUGAAAUAUAUAUGGAAUUUGCCAAUA
This is a messenger RNA of Cydia splendana, 2125 nucleotides long. RefSeq names its product nucleoside diphosphate kinase 7 (gene nmdyn-D7). NCBI's taxonomy places the organism in Eukaryota, Metazoa, Arthropoda, Insecta, Lepidoptera, Tortricidae. The record is from RefSeq and is a predicted model, not a curated record. Bases 149 to 1276 code for a protein of 375 amino acids. The transcript has 7 exons. Gene Ontology annotation, cellular component: centrosome.